This is a messenger RNA of Penicillium verhagenii, 930 nucleotides long. RefSeq lists its product as uncharacterized. The coding region runs from base 1 to 930 and encodes 309 amino acids. NCBI's taxonomy places the organism in Eukaryota, Fungi, Ascomycota, Eurotiomycetes, Eurotiales, Aspergillaceae. The record is from RefSeq and is a predicted model, not a curated record. The transcript is spliced from 4 exons.
AUGUCGUUCAACAGAUUGGCUGUCUAUGCCCACCGUGGCUGGGCCAGCUCCGUGAUCUUUGAUUCCAUUGCUCAUUCAGGUGCACCUGUUCGGGUCUUGUACAGGCCAGGAUCAGAUAUCAGUACCCUGCCAAGUGGCGUUCAGGCGAUCGAAGUGGAUACUGAAGAUCAGGAUGCUCUCCGCUCUUCGUUGAAAGACAUCGAUAUUUUGAUAUCGCUCGUGGGCCAAGCAGGCAUUGAGAUACAAUAUGCCUUUAUCAAGGCUUUGCCGCAUACGGACGUCAAGUUAUUUGUACCCUCGGACUUGGCGUUUCGAUCGAAUGAACAGGGUCUCAGGGUCAGGGUUAACAAAGUGAAGGAUGAAGUUGAAAACGCAGCCAAGGCUGCUGGGAUCCCGAUGACUAUUGUCUUGCCAGGCCUGUUCGCUGAAUCUGCUUUGAGUUCUGGGUUGCUGGGUAUUGAUCUAGCUAAGAAUCGAAUUAUCUUCUCUGGUGAUGGAGAAAAUCAGAGACUGAAUAUUUGUACUCGAGAGUAUAUCGCGGCGGGAUACGCGUCCUUAUUCCCCAAGACACCCAUCGCCGAUCUUCAGGGCCGAGUAAUUGGUCUCGCGGAAUUGCGACCAACUGGUGGCGAGAUAGCCAAGGCCCUUGAGAAGAAACACGGUUCCCCUCCUCAAAUCUUCCGGCAAAGCCUGGAGGAGAUCGAUCGGAAGUUUGAAGAAAGAAUGGCUGGCGAUGGGGUUUUGACGUUGCCAUACGCCUGUCGUCGACUUUGGGGCACUGGAGAUGCUUUGAAAGCAGUUGGGUCAGAUGUCUGGGAGGUGGAAGGGUAUCAGAAAAGCACUUUAGAUGAGUUGUUUAAUGGCGGCAUAAGUUCAUAUCGGGACUUUCCAACGGAUCUCAUUGAUGCUGUGGAUGCUACUUUCUAUUGA